Messenger RNA from Brienomyrus brachyistius, 4559 nucleotides. RefSeq names its product chromosome 7 C18orf25 homolog (gene ark2n). Gene Ontology annotation, molecular function: ubiquitin protein ligase activity. The record is from RefSeq and is a predicted model, not a curated record. NCBI's taxonomy places the organism in Eukaryota, Metazoa, Chordata, Actinopteri, Osteoglossiformes, Mormyridae. Bases 303 to 1574 code for a protein of 423 amino acids. The transcript has 5 exons. Gene Ontology annotation, biological process: ubiquitin-dependent protein catabolic process.
GAACAACGGCCGGUGGUGACAUUUUAAAAUAAAGUAGAACAAGGUGCUAGGAGGUACUUAAGCAAGAGGUUUAACUUAAUGUUGUUUGUUGAUAUUAAGCGUUUAUUUCGAACAAUGUAAAAAGCUAUAAAAAUUGACAGCAUAAGAUGUUAAAGACGCCGGACACGUAAAGACGAACACUUCAAUUAUCAGUGGUACCUCUUCUGUGUUGCAGGCGUAUUCCUGUUGGUAACCCCGGCUGCCGCACCCCACCGCCCUGUGCUCUGAGACCAGAGACAGACGGGGGUGUCCAAUUGACUGACAUGAAGAUGGCCGACACCGAAAAGCCUGAAGAGUUGGUGGACUCCAAGCCGCAGACGGAGGAAGCGGCUACAGGUGCAGCUGCUGUGGUGACGGGAGAGGAUGAGCCCCUUAAGACGGAGACCACCUCCCUGUCUGAGAAGGAAGGCGACAGCCCCCUACAGGUCGAGCCAGGCCUGCUCUCCAUGCCCUGUCUGCUGAAGGAGCUGCGGAGAGACUCGCCGGAGUCGCAGCAGGCCUCCACGGAGAGCGAGAAGCCUCCGUCUUCAGGCCAUGCCUAUGAGAGUGACUCCUCCAACCCCUGCAUGCUCUCUCCUUCCUCCAGUGGACACCUGGCUGACUCUGACACCCUGUCAUCUGGGGAUGAGGGCAGUGCAGUGCAAGCAGAAGUUAGUGGCGCCACCGAGGCUGGCGAUCUCGGCCAAGGGGCCAGUAAUCAGGUAGUGGCGGUUGGGGGUAGGAAGUCUCGGCGUCUGCGCUCUGAAAGCGAAAUGUCUUCGGCAAUGGCUGCCAAGAAGAAUCGCUGCCAACCCAGUGGUGGCGACAAGCAGCCCAACGGCCGGCUGGCCAAGGUCAAAGGGCAUCGGAGCCAGAAGCACAAGGAGCGCAUGCGGCUCCUGAGGCAGAAGCGGGAGGCAGCCGCCAGGAAAAAGUACAACCUGCUGCAGGACAGCAGUACAAGUGACAGCGAUCUGACGUGCGAGUCCAGCACCAGUUCCUCAGAUGAUGAAGAUGUGGUGUCAGGGAGCAGCAAGACAAUCACCACGGAUAUACCAGAUGGGCCUCCAGUUAUUGCACAUUAUGAUAUUUCAGACACUAAUUCUGACCCGGAGGCGUUAAAUGUGGACAAUCUGCUUGCAGCCGCUGUAGCUAAAGAGCUAAAUACAUUCAAAACCCAGGAUAUGAAAGCAAUUUCUUUGGCAGAAAGAGGGCAUCUUGGUUCAAGCUCCGAAACAGGUCAAAAAGAGGCAACAUUUGCACAUGGGGAUGCCUCCGCUCGUGGCCCCCACCAGGUCAAGGAGAAGAUAGACGUCCCUUCCUCCGACAGCGAGGUGGAAAUUGUUGGUGUGCAGGAGAACGCAAGGUGUGUUCACCCCAGAGGAGGUGUGAUCCAGAGCGUGUCGUCAUGGAAACACGGCCCCGUCUCACAGUGCAACAGCACAAGGCAGCCUCCUCUGUGGACCGCAGUCUCUAUCCAGCCCAACUGGGUGCCCCCACCUGAAGUAGUGGACCUCACUCUGGACGAGGAUGCCAGAUGCAAAUACCUACUGUGAGCAACCAAAGCACUGAUGAGCCCCCCCCAUCUUCCUCCCCCCACCUCCCUGAAGUGCGCUGAAGAAAUCCUUCCCUCUCAGGAGGCCCGUCUGGGUGUUACUGAUAACUUGUAACUUGUUAGAACUUCCUUUUCUGAGUGCUGUCUACUUUGAACCUACUGUAAAAUCUGAUGUACAAGUCUGCUUUCUAUGGAGUUUUUUUUUUUUUUUUGAAUUUUCUCAAAGGGCAGAGUGACCUAGUAUAGACAUGACUUAUGCACAGGAUUAUAUGGUAAUUAUAGCAAUAUUUUAUUUUAUUUUUUUACUAUCGUGACCCAGAGGUAUCUUUUUAAGUAGGUGCACUGUUUAAGCUAGCUAUCAUAAGAAUUGAAAAUAAAACAAAUUAAGCUGCUGCAUUUAAAAAAAAAAAUCACAAGGCUUUGUGAGAAGUAGCAGUUCCGGAGCUGUAAGAACUUCCCAUCUGAGAUAACAAUACGGCUGGAUGAUUUUCGGAAAAAUGCUACACUACGGGAUGGCAACUGAAACUCAGGCGGCAGCCGUGUGAUUUGGGCGGUAAUCCAGUUGGCUGUCGCGCAACAUGGAAUAAAAUGCAUUUGAGGGAGGGCGCUACAGCUGUUUAGGGCUCAGUGUGAUGGCAUUGCCCGUGUUCAGCUGUGAGAGUGUCCAUUUCAGGCAGGUGGGAUUGGCACGGCCUGCAGGAAAGAUGUGUUUUUACCAUGUGCUGUUGUUUUUCUUUGCAAUACGGAUGCUGGCUCCACAUGUAAUAUGCUGUGAUGCACCUGCUUGUUACAGCUGCAUUUCAUCGCUGUUUUUCAAAGAAUGUAAUUUUAUAAAAUGGGACAAAAUCAUCUAAUCAUUCACUGAUGUUAAUGUACUGUAGGCAUACAUUUCAAAUUUGUUUCUCCAGUGGACAUGCAUCCAAAUCUACAAAUACUCAGAUUCAGUUAAUCUAAUUUAGUGUUGGUAGCAGUUACAUUACAUACAGUUAAAUUGAUUUAGGAAAGAAACAUUAUGAAGUUUGAUGUGGUUUGAAAAUAUUUUGGAAAUUCAUUGUGAGCUAAAUUUCAUGGUUUCGUGAUACAGCUGUGUGAGAGAGCUUCUUGCAUAAGAGUAGCUAAUAAAUUACUGUUGUAAAUCUCUGAAAAUAUUUGAAAACAUCUGCAAAUCGACUAGCAAAUACAGCUCAGUCUUGGAAAACCACUGAGUUGAUUUUUUUCUUUCCCCAGACAUUGAAACGUUUAGUAAAUUCAAAUCUCCCAUUGCUUUGUAAUUAAUAAUUGAGGAGGAGAAAAGCACUGUGAUAUGUGUUUUCGGUGACAAGCAACAUUUUCCUCCCCCGCCCAGUAAUUCCGCAGUACUGUCAUACACACAUUCUGUGCAUGGAAUCAGUGUGUGUUGUCAUAGAAACAGGCAUUGCAUUGAGCCCAUUCUACUCAAACUAUGCUCUGUCCCAAUAUCUCGGUAACAUUGCAGUGGUUGCUUUUAGCCAAGUGAAUGUACAGACACGCUUCGUCUUUUUACCAGCUCAGCGCAAGUUUGACGGACGUGAACUAGAUUGCCUCUUAACACCAGCAUGAGCAGUGCGCCUUACCUCGACUUCCCCGACAGCCCUUUACGUACAUGAGGGUAUGCUGUACCUUCCGCAUUCAGCGUUUGAUUGCGGAGCGUUGCCAGCCGAUCACCUCACAAUGUGCACUAUUCAUUUUGAGAAUCUAUGUCCCCAGUCACCCUAGAUAGCAUCGUUUUUGCUCUCUAUACAAAUCCUGUUUUAGUAAUAGAUGUGUGUUACCUAAAUAUCAGGAAAUCAGACCGGGGUGUGUGAGAUGAACUUAAGGAUGCAGAGUGAUAUGCUUGUCAGUGUGUUAAACAGGAGUCUUUGCUUUAGGUAGUAUUGGCUUAAAGAAGCUGGAGAAUUUUUAAAACAUUCAUUUUGAGCUUGGAAGCAUCUUGUAAUUUUGUUUCUGCUACAGAUGGCAUUAAACAGACUUGAAUUGAGAAUGCGCAAGAAAGGGUUUCUUAUGAAAUGUCAGAAGUCUGUUCAGUAUAUACAUAAAGGGAAUCGGUAAGUCCCCUGUUUUGGAUCUACCAGCACAGGAUCCAACUCUCCCUUGGCACAUUUGAAAUCCAGGGCUUCUCACCAAACUAUGGCUCUAGGUCAUUUUAACAGGGAGGGGGAUUCAAAUUUUAGUCAAAUGGGAUAGGAUUCACACCACACGGCUAAUUUUGCAUCCCUCUGCCUUGGUUUGAAUUAAAUUCUCUGAAACAUACAGCUGAAGCAGCAUCUUUGACCGAAAGGAAUGGAUGUUGUUUUUAAAUUUGUUAAGGAUGUAUGUGCGUGAGAGAUUCUCAGAUGAAGAUGCUGUAAAAGCCCACACAAUUUUAUUGUUAGUGUUAACCACUGGAUUCCGCUAGCACUUCUGUUUUGUCGCUGGCCUGUAUACUGGUCUACACACCCAGCUAUAGGGAACCAAAAUUGAAUUUGCAAUACACUUCCUGUUGCGCACUUGUUCAUCUGCAGAGAUCAGAGUGUGACUUUCUAACUUUUGUGACCUUGAUGUUUUCAGGAUAUGGUGUGUGGAAUAUUUGUUUAACCAAAAAAAAGAGAGAGAGAUCCAUCCAGCACCGCAAUUUCUAUGGGCAGGGAGAACAAAAGUGCAACAAUCCUAAUUUUAACAUCUUAUUUUUUGGUGGUUAAUUAUUGUACAGUAGUUUACAGUACUUGGUAAUCAAAGCUCAAGCAUGAUGCACAUACAUAAUAAGCAUUUAAAUGGAAGUUAUUUUCUUGCUUGCAUUUAAACAUUGUCCCUAAUAGCUCACCCACCGUGUAUUUCAUUGUUUUAAUUUUAACUUCCAGUAUUUUAAGUUAACAAAUGAGUGUGUUACUUUUCUUGCUUGUGCAAGUCCCUGACUUCCUUGAAAUUUUAAUUCUGUAGUAUAAAAUGAAACUAUUUUAAAACAAAAUAAAUAAUGUAUUUAAACACUGCA